GUAGGUCGCCAGUUUUCCUUGUAUUUUUUUCGUAACCCGUACCCGUGUGUGUGAGCUAGACGGAGUGAGAUCUGUGGUUUCAUAAACGGGUAGCUCACCUGUUUUCCUUGUAUUUUUUUUUUGUGUGUUUGUUCCCUGCAGGGAAGAGGACAUUCUGAUGGCAGAGGAGUUUCUUGCAGCAGGAUAUGUGAUCCCAAGGCCGCUAUGGGAAGCAUGCAAGGAAUGGCGUGCAAAGCACAAUACGCAGGGUUUCUUAGGGUUGCCUCAAAAGUGCACAGCCAGCGGCAGGUCUGGAAAGGUUGCUACGACCCAGACUGAGUGUGAACCAUCCCCAUCUCCUGCAAAAAGCAAAGGCGAAAGAGGGUGUAAAAAGAAGAUGCGCAAAGCUGAGAGAGAGCUGAUGGCGAAAAAAGGCAAGGCAGACGAAGGGGCAACGGGAACCAUUCGUCACUUGUCAGGUGAAGGAAGUCAAGCAACACCUCCCAAGCCAGCAAACACAGUAACUGUUGCGAGCCAGAAGAACAAGGACCGCAAAGGCAAGCAGAAAGCAAUCUCUUUAUCUGUUGAACAGGAUCAAGGAAGCCAGCAGGAACUUGCCGAACCGCCUCCUCAGCUGCACACAAGUCAAGUUCAGCCUGCUAGUGCGGAGCUCCAGCAGGGCUCCUUCAGGUCCAAGGACUUGCCUGCCAUAUCUUGCACUGCAGAACCGUCAAGGAGCAUUACUCGUCUGGAUGAAAAAUCAAGUCUCCUCAUGGAAAUUUUUGGCCCCAAUCCACUGCGCAGGGCCCUGCUUGGCGAGUCGGAGGAUGUGAGCUCGACAAAUAAUGCUAGUGGGGACACCGUGGGCAAUAUUGUACUUGCUCCAAAUCAGAAGGGACCGGAAGAGAGAAACGAGACACCUGAGUGUGAAGAGCACAGUCCUGAUCAGCAAGAUACUGAUGAGGAUGACUGGCCUCGGUGUGGACGGCGCAAUUGGUCAAUGCACCCAGAUGGUAUGGAGGCGAAGUUCUCCAGUUACCUCGAUCCAAGGAGGGGCUUUUACUCUGAAGGUACCACAACACCCUUAUCAUUUUCAUUGUUGUCGUCGUUGUUCACGUCGUUGUUCUCGUCAUUGUUGUUGCUGUCCGUGGUUAUCGCCGUGGUUAUCACUGUGGUUGUUGUCGCUGUUGUCGUUGUCGUUGACAUCAUCGUCAUUGUUGACAUCGUUGUCGUCGUUGUUCUCAUCAACGUUGUCAUUGUUGGUGGCCGUGGUGGUGGUGGUGGUGGUGGUGCUGCUGCUGCUGCUGGAGUCAUUGUUGUUGUCGUUGCUGUUGGUGGUGGUGGUGCUGCUGCUGCUGCGGCGGCGGCGACGGCGGCUGCUGCUGCUGCUGCUGCUGCUGCUGGUGUUCGUGUUGAUGGUAGUGGUGUUGGUGGAGUUGGCAUUGCCGUUGUUCCUGGCGUUGUUGGUAGUGUUGGUGUUGUUGUUGUUGUUGGUGGUGGUGGUGGUGGUGUUGGUGGUGGUGAUGGUGUUGGUGUUGGUGUUGGUGUUUGUGUGGUUGUUGGUGUAGUUGCAGUUGCAGUUGGUGUUCGUGUUCGGGUUGCUUGUGAUUGGUGUCAGGAGGACUUGCGCAAAGGAUGGAAUAGGGGUGCUGUGGAUUUCGUCAAAAAGACAUAUGGGACAGAUAACUACGACCGAGUCUGUGAUGAGCUGGAGCACAUCGCACUAUCUUGAGGAAAGUUUUCAAUCCUCAUCAGCGCUCUCGGGUAUGCUCCUCGUUUAGUUCCAUUUCACCGAUAGCCCAGUAAUCUU
Chara braunii is the source of this 1789-nucleotide messenger RNA. Lineage: Eukaryota; Viridiplantae; Streptophyta; Charophyceae; Charales; Characeae. The record is from the annotation of a GenBank genome assembly.